GGCCGCCCCCGCCCGCAGCUCCCAGCCGGCACCGAGCCGUCCUCGUACCCGCGCACCGACCCGUUCGGGGCCCUGAACGCGCUCCGCUCCCUCCUCUCGCUCCUCCCCUCGCGCCUCGGCGCGUGCCACCUCCGCCUCUCGCCCGCGGAGCACACGCUCGCGCUCCACCUCCUCACCGUCGUCGAGCCCUUCGUCGGGCUCGUCCCGUGUGAGAGCCGGCGCGUGCUCGUGCGCCAGCCCACGGAGAUCCUCGACGCGGUCGCGUUCCACGUCGAUAGCAGGCGCGACUUGCUCGCGCUCGCGCUCAGCUGCCGGAGGCUGUACGACGUCGUGUUUCCGCGGCAUUGGGAGUAUCGGGUCGUCCGGGCGAAGGCGAGCCAGCUGAGCGUAUGGCACCACCUCGCAGUGCACAGGUCGUUGGCAAGGAACGUGCGGAGGCUGGAGGUGCUGGACGAGCGCGCCCCGGCGGGCGACGUGGUCGUUCCGAGGGGUAUUGCGGGCACUGAUACGGACCUGGAGAGCACGGAUGACGAGCUGGGGAUGCAUGCGAAGCAGGAGCGGUUCCUGCUCAACGCGCUCGGGCGGAUGAGUGCAUUGCAGGCGUUCAAGUGGAGCUGCAGCCAUUCGCUUGUAGCGUUCGAGACUGUGUGGCCGGCACUAGACAAGUGCGCGGGGUUGAAGGAGGUCGAGGUCAAUGACAAUCUCAUCUUUAAGGCCUCGGAGGUCGACGAAGAAUCGGGUCGCACGGGAGCGGGGCGACGGCAGCAACCUUUGCUUCAUGACCUCAGGAAGGUUGGCCUGCACGGAACAAAGAGUGCAUUUGGCCUGUCCAAGCAUCCCGACCUGUCACAUGUGUCCAAGAUGCUCCAUAAUUGCGCGAACCUCGAGGCCCUUGACAUCAGCUACGUCCCGCGCUCCUCCCCAGGCUACUUCAACCCUGUCGCAGACGACUUCCUCCUUUGCGGCCGCUGGUCCUCCCUCCGUUCUCUCACCCUCACGAACCUCUGGUGCACACCGCACGCGGGCCUCGACGCCGCCGCAUCCUUCCUCUUCGCGCACGUCAACCUCGAGAUCCUCCACCUAGAGGUGCCUUUUGGUGCUGCUGGGAAUGGCGAGCUCGCCACAUUCAACUUCCCUCCGAACUGCCUCCCCCACUUGCGUGAGCUCAAAGCGAACCGUGAAUUGUCCAGUGCACUCCUGGCGUGUCCGUGCGACGCGCCGAGCGGCCGUCCGCUUGAGACGCUGAAAGGUGUCCGGCUGAGUGGUUCUACAAGGGACAGGGUGUUCCUGGAGAACCUCAGGGCGUUUGGAAACGGUACGCAGCCUGUGAAGAGGCUCGAGCUCGCCGGAUGGAACGACAUGGAAGACGUGAGGAGGCUGGCGGAGUGCGUCCCGAAGCUGGUCUGGCUCGACCUCGGUAAACGGAACGGGUCGGGGGCUGUAGGGAACGCAGGCGGGUCGGGAGCCGGGGCCAGCACCGGGAAACAGGCCGCGAACAUCACCGCGAACUUCGUGGAAUGGGCGGACGUCCUGGCGCAGAUGCCGGAGCUGACUACGUUCCAUGGCCUGCGCUUUUUCUAUGAAUGCGCUUGCACGGACAGCACGUCGCUCACGCUCUCCCUGUCCGAUCGGAGUCGCGUGCGUAAGAACGACGAGGUCGCGUCGGUCUUGGCGUGGAAGUGCCCCAAGCUACGCCGCCUGGACCACUGGGACGACGGUUCGGGGAGGAUCAUCGUUCUCAUCCGCGACCCGGAGAGAGUACGGUACCAAGUCAGAAGG
Messenger RNA from Dichomitus squalens LYAD-421 SS1, 1779 nucleotides. RefSeq lists its product as uncharacterized. The annotation marks the transcript as partial. The transcript has 4 exons. The record is from RefSeq and is a predicted model, not a curated record. Lineage: Eukaryota; Fungi; Basidiomycota; Agaricomycetes; Polyporales; Polyporaceae.